Messenger RNA from Notothenia coriiceps (black rockcod), 625 nucleotides. Its product is annotated as multidrug resistance-associated protein 1-like. Gene Ontology annotation, cellular component: membrane. Gene Ontology annotation, molecular function: ATP hydrolysis activity; ATPase-coupled transmembrane transporter activity; ATP binding. The transcript has 4 exons. The annotation marks the transcript as partial. Lineage: Eukaryota; Metazoa; Chordata; Actinopteri; Perciformes; Nototheniidae. Gene Ontology annotation, biological process: transmembrane transport. The record is from RefSeq and is a predicted model, not a curated record.
AUGCAGGUGGGGAUAGUUGGACGGACCGGAGCUGGGAAGUCCUCUCUGGCUUUGGGAAUCUUCCGGAUUCUGGAAGCAGCAAAGGGACGAAUCUUUAUCGACGGGAUCGACAUCGCACACAUCGGCCUUCAUGACCUCCGCUCCAGAAUCACCAUAAUUCCUCAGGACCCUGUGCUGUUUUCUGGUUCUCUGAGGAUGAACUUAGAUCCCUUUGACACAUGUUCAGAAGAGGAUAUCUGGAACGCUCUGGAACUCGCUCACCUGAGCAGCUUUGUGUCUGCACUGCCACAAAAACUGAACCAUCAGUGCUGUGAAGGAGGAGAGAACCUCAGUCUCGGUCAGAGGCAGCUGCUGUGUUUGGCCCGAGCGCUCCUGAGGAAGACAAGGAUACUGGUUUUGGAUGAAGCCACAGCAGCCGUGGACCUGAAAACAGACCAGCUUAUUCAGUCCACCAUCCGGACUCAGUUUGAUGACUGUACAGUACUGACCAUCGCUCAUCGCCUCAACACUAUCAUGGACUACACAAGAGUCAUUGUGAUGGACCGAGGCUCCAUUGCAGAGAUGGACUCGCCCUCUCAGCUCCUCCGCCUGCAGGGAAUAUUCUAUCAGAUGUGUGUUGAGGCUG